This is a messenger RNA of Eublepharis macularius, 1760 nucleotides long. It is a transcript of the gene CAMK2N1, whose product is annotated as calcium/calmodulin dependent protein kinase II inhibitor 1. Gene Ontology annotation, biological process: negative regulation of protein kinase activity. The record is from RefSeq and is a predicted model, not a curated record. Lineage: Eukaryota; Metazoa; Chordata; Lepidosauria; Squamata; Eublepharidae. Bases 86 to 325 code for a protein of 79 amino acids. The transcript has 2 exons. Gene Ontology annotation, molecular function: calcium-dependent protein kinase inhibitor activity; protein kinase binding.
UUUCUGCUCAGGCUCGUCUCUCCUUUGCACGCCUCGGCCGACCCCCAGCGACCCCCCCAGCUCCCCCCCAGGCGAUCGGACGAAGAUGUCGGAGGUGCUGCCCUACAGCGAGGAGAAGCUGGGGCCCUACGGCGAUGGGGCGGACGUGGGGCAGAUCUCCUUCACCUGCCGCUUGCAAGACACCAACAACUUCUAUGCCGGGGGGCAGACCAAGCGGCCCCCCAAGCUGGGCCAGAUCGGCCGGAGCAAGUGUGUGGUGAUUGAAGAUGACCGAAUUGACGAUGUGCUCAAAAACAUUUCCGAAAAGCCACCUCCGGGCGUUUAAAUCUCCCCACAGAGACACUGAGUAAACAGGAGGGGAAAUAAGAUAAUUUACCUUGUAAUGUGCAUUGUUGAGGUAAAAAAGCCGAGCAACAUCAAAAUGAGAAGGGGGAAAAGCAAACCCAUAGCACUUUGAAGUUCUUCACUGCUAGCCAGUGAGCGACCUUUGCGAAUCUGCAAAUUCUAUCUUAGCAUCUGGCUCCGAAGCAGAAGACGGAGAACUGAGGAAGGCGGCUUUGCUUGCUGGCAACCCCCUCCUCCCCAAAAAAGUCAAAACAGAAACAGCAAAAUAAAAAAAAUGUUCAAAUUGCAAUGUAUGAGUUUCAGCAAAGACAUCUAAAUUAACAGCAAUGUCCUUUCUUCCUGGACGAUCAAUACUGCGCAAUUUUCAGUCUGGGAUUUUAAAAAAAAUCCUUAAAAACAAUGAAACAGCGAAACAGUAUUUUUCUGACCUUGGCCAACGACACUGGUUGAGGUAGUUUUAAAUAAACACUUGUUUACAUGGUUCGAUUCUGCAAAAACAGUUUCAUGCAUUUGCAUAUAAUAUGCUCUAUGUUUCCAUUUUUUAAAAUGUCUGUAUUCUUGGAUGUCAAGAGGGUGGGGUGGGAAAGAAUGAUCUAUAAUUAUAAAUAUAUAUAAAUAUAUAUUUAAUUCUAGCUAUCUUUUAAAGUCUUAAUGGAAUGUGUGCAACUAAAACUUUUCUAAGGAAAGGAUGCUAUUGAAGAAGGAUUCUUAUUUUUUAUUCUUUUUUUCUGAAAUAGUAUUAUAGAGCUGGUAUAUCUCUGUCAUAGCUCAUGGCUACUCUCAGCUCAUGCAACAGAGAGAUUUAAUUUUAUAGGUGAAACCAGAGAGAGAGAGAAAAGUAUAUACGCUGCUUUUUUCCUAACUAUAGAGCAGCCUUGUGUGUGGGCAAGCUCAGAUUUCCUUUUUUCCCCCUCCAAAUAUUGUGGCAAGAUAUUCUCUUUAAUAGACUAUAAUUAAACACAUGAACGUUUUGUAAAAAGAAAAAAAAAUCCAAUUGUAACAACAGUCGUGCCAAAUAUCUUGAAAUGCCAUUCUCUUUUUUCACUUCUAAUUUUGUGAUCUCGAGUCUGUAUAAAGUUGCAUUUUGUACCCAAAUUCUGUUCUUUAUAAGCUAUUGACUGACUUUAUCUAGGUAUAUAAAUCUCUCUUUAUUGAUAACAGCUGACUUGGAAAGUCUUCUCGGUUUUGUUUUCUUUCCCUUAGUUCUUCACUUUUUUAUUUGUUAUUAUUUUUUUGCAUGACUUGCAAAAGAAGAGAAACAUGCCUCCAGAAGAGAGGAAACAAUUUUUUUGGGUCCGUUUUGUUUGUGACUCUCGAAUGGCUUUGUGAUCGGGGACUCUCUGUUUCCUUUUCUUAAGAGCCUUGUGUAUCUUGCACUUCUGUCCUUUGCACAGGGCUAUUUCUGCAAUGUACAA